Messenger RNA from Hansenula ciferrii, 2661 nucleotides. It is a transcript of the gene RIC1, whose product is annotated as Ric1p. The record is from RefSeq and is a predicted model, not a curated record. Gene Ontology annotation, biological process: intracellular protein transport; retrograde transport, endosome to Golgi. The coding region runs from base 1 to 2661 and encodes 886 amino acids. Gene Ontology annotation, cellular component: Golgi membrane; cytosol; Ric1-Rgp1 guanyl-nucleotide exchange factor complex. The transcript has a single exon. Lineage: Eukaryota; Fungi; Ascomycota; Saccharomycetes; Phaffomycetales; Wickerhamomycetaceae.
AUGGCAUGGCCUUAUUCAACUCCCAAGGUGGCUCAAUUGCCAGGUGGUUCUGCUGGUGCUCAAGGUGGUGAUGGUGGUGCUCAAGGUGAUGCUGGUGAUGCUGGUAUUAUUCAGAUUAGUUCAGCUAAUAAUAAAGGUCAACCAUAUGCUAUUUUAACCAAGAAUUCAAUCUUACUUUAUGAUGAAGCUACAGACUCGGUGAUCUCUACACAUGAUAGAUCUCAUGAUUCUUUGGAGAAAUACGGUGUCAAUUUAUCAAUGAAGAGAAAUUAUGAUGAUUCUUUAAUUAUUAUUCAAACUGAUCAAAAUUAUUUAUUAAUUUACAUAAUAUUAAAACCACAAGAUGAUGAAAUAUUAUCUGUUUAUCAUGGACAUAAUGGGAAAUUAUUACAAAAUGGGAAUGUCAUUGAAACAAAAUCUCAAUUUUUCAGUAAUACUGAAAUAUUAGAAGAACCAAUAAAGAAAUAUCAAAUUAGAUUUAAAUUGUUUUUAAAAAUAUCAAAUGGUAUAAUUGAUUAUCAACCAUUGAAUAAAUUGAAUUUAUUAUUAGUUACACAAAUCAAUACUCAAUUAAUCAAUUUAGAAAAUAAUGAUAAUCAACCCUUGGACUUGGGGUUAUCACCUGAUAAUCAUGUCAAGAAAAUUAUACAUUCUUGUUAUAAACCACAUUUAUUUGCAUUUAAAUUAAACAAUGGAAACAUUUUAUUCCAUAAUAGAACUGGAUAUCUUAAAUUUGAUAAAUUUACUGAACCUUCAUAUUUCCAAGGUUGUCAAAAUGGAUCCAUAAACCCCAGAUAUAAGAUUUUAGUAUUUAUAUUUGAUUAUAAUAAAUUAAUUUAUUAUAAUUAUGAUAUUCAACAAAAAAUUAAAGAAAAAGAUCUAAGUUCAUUUAGUUCAAGUCCUAUAACUAAAAUUACAUGGGAUGGGAAAGGUGAAUCAUUAAUUGUUUUGUUCCAAAAUGGGAAUUGGUUAAUAACUUCAACUUUUGGUUCAAUAAUUUUUAAUUCUUUAGAAUAUGAUAUUCCUAAAUCAUGGUUAACUUCUAUUAAAACAUUAGAUAUUGUAUCAAGAGGUGAUAAAUUAAUUUUAUCAGAUGGGAACACAAUAUUUCCCUUAGAAUUAAUUAAACAAUUAUAUUUAUCAAAACAAACAAAUCAUAAUUUGAAAAGACCUGUAUUGAUCCAAGGUUCUAAUGUUCAUAUUUAUACUGGUUAUGAAAUGAAUCCAACCUCAUUAAAUAAACCAUUUGAUUGGAAUAUUAUUAAAAUUCCAAUGGAUAUUCAUAUUCAAAUUCCCCAAAUCACUUAUUCAUCAAUUUCAAUAGAUGGGAAAUAUCUCGCUUUGACAAAUGAAAAAUCUUUAUUAAUUUAUAGUUUCCAUGGAAUGGAAUGGAGUUUUUAUAUUAAUGAUUAUAAUUCAGAAUUAAAAAUUGAUCAAUUAAAUUGGUUUGAAAAAUUUAAUUUAUUAAUUGUUACAAAUAAGACAAGUAUAAAUUCUGAAUUAAUUAUUUUAAAUUUUAGGAAAUUUAAACAUGAAGAGACUUUUAAUUCUAAUUUGAUAAUAUUUAAAUAUGAUUUUGAUUCAAAUAUUAAAUUGAUUAACUCUUUAGAUGAUGAUAUUUUGGUUUUCACUGAGGAUAAUAAAUUUUAUCAAUUUAAAAUUUUACCAAAUGGAAUAAGUUUCAAGAUUGAUUUAAUUAAAAUUUUAUCAAUAAAUAAAAAUUUUAAUGAAGAUGAUAAUAAUUUCCAUAAUAUAAUUAAAAUAAACUCAAAAGAUCCAGAGAAUAAUGAUUUAUUAGUAUUGAAUAAUGGUGAAUUAUUAUAUUUAAAUUACAAGACAGAUAGAUAUGAAAAAAAUUUAUUAUUAGAUAAAAUUGAAUAUAUCUACAAGAUUAAUGAUGAAGAAUAUUAUUUAUUCAAUGGUGAUUCAAUCUUCCUAAUUAAAAAAUUAUCAAAUUUAUUAACCACCAGGGAUCCAACCUCUUCAAUAUUAAAAAUUUCAAUCGAUGAUGAAUCAAAUCAUCCAUUUCUAUUAAUUUUAGAAAAAGGUUUAAUAAUAUCUUUAAAAAAUUCAAUCAUCAAGAAACCUAAUUUGGAAAUAAAUCAAUUAAUUACCAAGAAUUCAAUUUUCCUACAUGAUUUAAUAAGAUUUGAAAUUACAACCCAGAGCCCUAUAGAGAUUUUCCACAAGUAUCAAAAAUAUAAAAAUUUCCAAUAUAGUUUAGAAUUAUUAUUAUAUCAAUCCAUUAUAAAUUCUUUAGAUAUUGAAAAAUUAAUUAAAUUAAUCAAGAUUAACCCCAGUUGGGAAUUAAACAUAAUUUCUAAAUGUUUAAGAAAAAUAGAUCUAAAAUAUUGGGAUCUUUUAUUUCAAAAUUUUCAAAAAACUCCUCAGGUGUUAUUAGAUCAAUGUAUUGAAUUAAAACAAUACAAAACAUUAGGUAAUUUAAUUAUAAUUUUUUUAAAUUAUACUAAAGAGGAAACAAUUGAUGAUGAUGGGAUCUUGAAAAUUUUAAAGAUUAUUUUUAAAGAAGCUGAUAAUGAUGACGAAUUAUAUAAGAUUGGAGUUGAAUUAAUUGGAUUUUUGAAAAAAUUAGAUCCUUCGGGUGAAUUAUUAAAGAAAAGUUUAAAAGAGUUGAAAGAAGAUGUGAAAACAGGUGUAUAG